Cydia amplana is the source of this 974-nucleotide messenger RNA. RefSeq lists its product as uncharacterized. The transcript is spliced from 3 exons. Bases 47 to 895 code for a protein of 282 amino acids. Lineage: Eukaryota; Metazoa; Arthropoda; Insecta; Lepidoptera; Tortricidae. The record is from RefSeq and is a predicted model, not a curated record.
GCCGUCAGAGAGCCAUUCGACAACCACUCGCCGUCGCGCGCGCAACAUGACGAGGCUCUCACUGCUUCUGCACCUCGUGUUGCUGCUUGGAGCAGCAUGCGCGGCGCCGGCGCCGGAGCCGGGCCGGGUGCCGAAGGUGUACAACGCGCUCAUCACAUCCAACCAGAACCUGGAACCCAGCAAAGCCUACCCGGUGUAUCAGCCGGUGUUGCACGACCCCUUCGGCUUCCCGUACUCGCCUUUCGUGUAUGGGGACUACCCUAUCAGUAAUGGUUUGAUCCCGGUUCCUGCGCCAUCUCCCAAGGGACAGCCAGCACCUGCACCUCCUGCUCCAUCCCCAGAGUCACCGCCGAAUCCUGCAGAAGCUCCGUCCGAGGAUAAAACUCCCUCCAGCGAGAUUCCGCCACCUGAGCCGCAGCCUGAAUCCGACAGCAACAAACCGACGCCCGCGCCGCCGCUCCCGCCUAACACAGAAUCCCCCAUACCGCUAAAUGAAUUCGGCUUGCCUUCUCAAGUUUUGCCAUUGGGACGGGUUAAUCCAGCUUAUAAUGGAUUCACGCAAGUCGGCCCAUUCACCUACCCGUACAGCCCGUACACGUACUCUGGCUUCAGAUUCUACGACCCGUAUGAUCCGUUUAGCUUUAACCCGUACGCAAAUUUGCCGCCUUUAUAUAGACCAUUGGCGAAUACAUUGGUACCGCAAGGUCCUGCGCUGGUUCCCGCCAGGGCUGGGCCCGCAGCGCCAGCGCCCGCACCUGCGCAAAGUGCAGACGCGCCUCCCUCCGAACCAAAUGACCUUAACCUCCUCAACUAUGCGUCGAAGGACCCCGCUAUACCUAAUGUGCCUCCGCCUCCACUACCAAGCGGUGGACUAAAAACUGAUAAGUCAGAAUAAUGGGGAAACGGCAGACUUGGACAUAUUUCUUUUAGUCCACAAACAGUAGAUCAAGAUAUACCUAUACACUCCCCAAACA